Molecule: messenger RNA, 1350 nt
Organism: Glycine soja
Lineage: Eukaryota; Viridiplantae; Streptophyta; Magnoliopsida; Fabales; Fabaceae
Product: probable transcription factor At5g28040
Exons: 2
Coding region: 1-1350 (449 amino acids)
Biological process (GO): regulation of DNA-templated transcription
Cellular component (GO): nucleus
Source: RefSeq, a predicted model, not a curated record
AUGUCAGUUUCUACAUUUGUAGGCUUUGAAUUCCCCAGUUUUGAAAGUGCUCAUCCUGAAAUGUUGGGUCGGUGGGGGAGGGUGGAAAGGUGGGAUAGGGUGGUGGGUGAUUGUGUUGUUGAAAUUCGUGGGACCGAAGGAGGAGAAGCUGUGUACAAGGGAGUUGUGGAGGGAAGUGAAAAUCAUCAAAUGCACAACUGCCAUAAACGAACAAACGGCUACCUUGACACUCUAAUAUGCGAAAAAAGGAAAUGUGAUAUCUCCUCAACAAUGCUUUCCCGGUUGGUUUCUUGGAUCUUGUCGCCCUCCUCUUCUGAAGAAGAAGAAGAAAUCCUUGACAUCAUCAAAGAUAAUGACAUUAACCAUGAAAACGACCAAAAGUUCAACGUAGAAGAUGACAAGAACGACCAUUUUCUUAACUCAUGCGAUGUGGACGACACCAUUCCCAUUGCACUUGCCGUUCCCAAUGCCUCCCCCGCCGUGACAGUGGCCUUCCCGGCCAAUGACGAAAGAAACACCGUCCCAACCACCGCCACUGUGGCCACUAUAGUAACACGCUCAAAAGGGCAGCGCAACGCCAAGUAUUCCGGAAUGGUGAGACAAUACCAAAGGCUGUGGACGAAGGAGGAUGAGAUGGAACUGUUGAAGGGAUACCUUGAUUACGUCAAGCAGCAUAGAAAGGAAACCACCACCCUUCAAAACGUCGUAGUUUCAUUGUAUGAUCACGUAAGGCCCAAACUAAACAUCGAUUUCAACAGAAACCAGCUUGUUGAGAAACUGCGUAGGUUAAAGAGAAAACACAAGUUGGCUUUGGGAAAAGGCAAGGACAAGGAGGUUCCCUUUAGGAACCCCCAGGAGCAGGCCAUUUUUGAAAUUUCCCACAAGAUUUGGGCCAAUGACACAGAUAAUAUAAUAGUCCAAGAUGCCUUGGAUGGUGAUGAAUCAGGACACACUCCUGAAAGUCAUGAUCAUGUUGGCAACGUCAAGGUGAAGAUUGAACAAGUUGACAACAGUGAUGAAAUAGGCAAUAGAGUGCCAAAGCGGUUGCGGCUAGAUGAUGCAGACGAUAUGAACAGAACAAAUGACCAGAACAAUGGUGAUAGCAUACAAGGCUUCAUUGAGGACACCAUGAGGUCCUGUUUCUCACCAUUGCUGAAGGAAGUGUUGGAUGAAGCACAGGAAGAGUCACUUCCUGAGUUGGAGGCAAUCCCAAUGCCGCUAUGCUCCGGGGAAGUGGACCAUGAACAAUGGAGAAAACGGAGGAUUUUGGAGUUGGAGGUGUAUGUGAAGCGGUUGGAGUUGUUGCAGAAUCAGAUCAAGUCUAGAUUGGAAGAGUUGCGAUCUAGCUGA